Molecule: messenger RNA, 2329 nt
Organism: Lates calcarifer (barramundi perch)
Lineage: Eukaryota; Metazoa; Chordata; Actinopteri; Centropomidae
Gene: perp
Product: p53 apoptosis effector related to pmp22
Exons: 3
Coding region: 177-734 (185 amino acids)
Biological process (GO): cell-cell adhesion
Cellular component (GO): cell-cell junction; membrane
Source: RefSeq, a predicted model, not a curated record
AACAGGUUGCAUUACACACUCGGGUGGGGCUUCUACUUCGUAUCCACACUACACCCUCUGGCUCUUUGCGCAAAGACGCACAAGGUUCUUAAAUACUCGGACGGACUACACACCGCCGUUGCCAGCCCGUCUAUCCUUCUCCUCCACCCUGCUUCGUUACACUCCGAUCGUCGGUCAUGUUUCGCUGUGGAAUCGCCUACCCCCGAUGCAGGUGGAUCGUGCCCCUGCUGCUGCUCUUCGCCAUUAUUUUUGACAUAAUCGCCAUUGCCGCCACGUCUGGAUGGGUCGAGGACGAGGACGCCAAGUCUCACUACGCCAGUAUGUGGAGCCAGUGCCGAGGGAGGAACGAACACUGGGAAUGCAAGUCGCUCAUGGAGUUCUCUUGGGCCCAGGCAGUGGCUGCUCUGAUGAUCAUCGGCCUCCUCAUCCUCAUCGUCGCUUUCAUCAUCUCCUGCGUGGCUCUGUGCUGCACGCUCAACAUCACUCUUCUGCCCUUCAUAGGAGUGCUGCUGAUUGUUGUUGUGAUUCUUCAGGUCAUCGCCCUCAUCAUCUACCCUGUCAAGUUCAACGAGCUGAUCUUUGAGGGUCACUAUUACUACACCUGGGCCUACGGCUUCGGCUGGGGCGCCACCAUCCUCUGCAUCGGCUGUGCCAUCCUCUUCUGCUGCCUGCCACGCUACGAGGAUGAGCUGACUGGCCUGGCCAAGACCAAAUACAUCUAUUCCUCAGCUUAAAGACAAAGCCCUGUGCAACCCACCCAUUUGCAGCCAUUUUCCAGUUUUUCGCCCUGAGCUGGAUCUGUGCUGGCCAUGAAACAUUUUUACACUGUACCAUUUCACCAAAGAUUCCACGACAGCUCUGGUUCAGUUAAAUUUGGUUCAGCAGCGGGAGAAAAAAAACGCUCCUCCACCAUCCGAGAGCGAAGCUAGAAGCGAGGGGUGAUUCAUACAGGAAAUGGACUGUGAUUGGAUGUUACAUCUGCUUUAAUGUACAGACCUCAAUUUUAGAUUAAGUCAGCAACAUAAAUGGUCAUUACAAUAUAUUUUUUUCACAUUCUGCAUUUGAGCAAAGCAUAUUGCUCAUUUUAACGUUUUAACCUGUAAUUCUCAAUGCAAAGUCACCUAAGUGCACUUAACCUAAGAGAUGUCAUUAAGUGUAAAGCAUAGCUUUAGCCUGCUUUAUCUCAGAUCUCUUAAAAGAGCAAUCCAAACUAAAAAAAACUGCACAGGAUGCAAAAGGAAUCAUUAAUCCUCAUUUGGGUUUGUCCUGUGUGUUAAAAUGACUUUUCUCAAUUUUCCAAUAUGUGUCUCUCAGUCUGUGUUGCUGUGCAGAAGGUAAGAAGGAAGCAAAGGCUUGGACCCAGAAGCUGAAUGUAAUCUAUACAUAUGGAAAUGUAUAUGUAGUUUAACAGUUGUUUUUGCACCCCUCAUAUGCAUGUUUUGAUCAUUUUCAUCUGCUGUCUCCAGAAUUUUGUAUUCUUAUUGACCAUUCUUAUUACCAAAUGGGUAUAACUGUGGGAGUUUGCUGUGCUGUCUUUGCAUCUGUUUUGAACACUACACUGCUAAUAAUACACUUUGUGAGUAGUCACAGAGGUUUGAUGGUUAUGAUAUGAUACCAAGGAAGAGGAGGUGUUUGAAUUGUCUGAUUUAGAUAAAUUUCCACCGAGCUCUCUAGAUUUAUUAAAAAAAAAAUAUAUAUAUAUAUAUAUGUAUAUAUAUAUAUAUAUAUAUAUAUAUAUAUUUCCUUCAAGAGAGACCAGGGUAUAAAAUCCCUUGACAUACUGUGUGUAAAACUUGUGCCUUACUUUCUUCAGUUUUCUGUCGUUGAAUCCCUGAAUAUUUUAUCAAACAGGUCAGUCUGGUUUUACUGACUUAAUGACACGUUCAACAGUCACAUUUCUGUUUAGACCAAGUUCAUGCCCAAACAAAUCAUUUUGUUGUAUUACAUGAGAGAGAGAGGUCCACAACUCAAAUUAUGCUUUCAAGUUGUUUAUGCAGCAAAUUGCUUCAUAAACUGCUAUAAUUUAAAUUUUAUUUUAUAAGAAUAAAGACAGUUUGAGGCAGGUUUGCACUUGAAGAAACUCUGCCUGUAUGUCCCAGAGGUGAGGUGAUAAACCUUUAUCUACAGGCAUGAAUCUGUUUGCAUCGCCAGCAUUUUUUAAAUCACUAUUAGUCACUGUGUGGGUAUAUACUGUUCUAUAGAGAUAAUGUCUUAUUUACUUUUGUCCACUUCUGGAAAUCACCCAGCUAUUUUUCUGCUGUAGUAUGAAUUGAUUAUUUUUGGUAGUCUGUGAAUUUUUAUUCAAUAAAAAGUUUCUUUUUUGAUGAGG